AUGGCCAACCCCACCGUUCUCGCGUUCGAGACUGAGGGCCGCCCGAUCCAGUUUGAUGCCUGGCUCGACGAUCUGCACCUGUUCCUACAUAUUACAGCCAAGGACGAUAUCUCACUGUUCGAUCAUACGUCUGGAGCCUCCCUCGCACCUGCUGAGACCGCUGACAACUCGAUUCGCUCACAGUGGCAGACCCGUGACGCUCACGCUCGCCUAGCCGUUCGCAACCACCUGCUGAUAGACCAGCGCGCGCACUUUGGCCAGCAUAAGACCGCUAAGGCGCUGUACGACGCGGUAGUUGCACGCUACUCCUCCCCUGCCACUGCUGCGAUCGGUCGCCUCUCGCUGCCCUAUCUUUUCCCCGAUCUAGCCACUUUUACCACAGUCGCUGACCUCAUCACUCACCUCCGUACUAGUGACACUCGCUACCGCGCUGCCCUUCCUGCCGAGUUCCUAGCCAAGAACCCCCCUCCAAUGUACCUCACCCUUUAUCACCUCGUCGCUCGUCUCCCUGACUUUCUUCGUCCAGUCAGGGACCACUUCCUCGCUCUCUCCCCCACCGAGCUCACCGUUGACCUGCUUGAGACACAACUGCUUGCAGCUAAGGCUAGCAUUAACGCAGUAGGUGCCUCUCGUGGCGAACCCCGCACCCCGUUCUUUGUGGGGCCGGGGCGGCGUCUGCUCCUAGUGGGACGUGCCGCAGCGGCAGGGGCAAGGGGGGCAAGGGUGGCGGAGGUGGCGGCGGGGGAGGUGGUGCUGGAGGUGGCGGAGGCGGUGGGGGUGGUGGCGGCGGUGGGGGUGGUGGCGGGAGUGGGGGGGGGCAGUGGCAGCGGCGGGAGUGGUGGUGGCAGCGGUGGGGGAGGAGGCUGGGGUGGAGGCGGUGGUGGUGGCGGCAGUGGGCGUGGUGGCGGCGGCGGUGGCGGUGGUCGCGGUAGAGCGGCGCAGCGUGGAGGUUCUGGUAGUGACCAGCGCCAGCAGCAGCAGCGUCCCCGCGAGACCCCAUCGUCCCAGCAGCUUCGUGAGUGGUACUCUCAGCGUGGGGGGUCUGGGGGUGGGGGUAGCUGCCCGUAUGUCAUCCGCACUGGUGACCGCGCUGGCCAGACGUGUGGGAGGUUCCACACGCAGCACCGCUGCUUCUCUCGCCUCGACGACGCCUGGCGCGCACGGUUUCCUGACGCCGCUGAGCUCCCUCGCUGGGCUGAUCUGCUUAAGAGCAACAUUGAUAUCUUUGCUCUUGACUUUGAUGGUAUCCUUGGUGCCAUGUAUGCAUUGACUGUUAGUGUUGAGGACGACUGUUACCUGUGUGUUCCGCCCGACCUGGGCAUUGAGCCCAGUGAGGCUGCUGCUCUAGGUCCUAUUGAGUCGGCUGCCCCAGGUGCUAGUGAGGCUGCUGCUCUAGGUGCUAGUGAGUCUGCUGCUCCAGGUGCUAGUGAGUCUGCGCUGUCUGGAUGA
Molecule: messenger RNA, 1449 nt
Organism: Closterium sp. Naga37s-1
Lineage: Eukaryota; Viridiplantae; Streptophyta; Zygnematophyceae; Desmidiales; Closteriaceae
Source: the annotation of a GenBank genome assembly